Molecule: messenger RNA, 2643 nt
Organism: Entelurus aequoreus (snake pipefish)
Lineage: Eukaryota; Metazoa; Chordata; Actinopteri; Syngnathiformes; Syngnathidae
Product: RUN domain-containing protein 3A-like
Exons: 11
Coding region: 235-1506 (423 amino acids)
Cellular component (GO): cytosol
Source: RefSeq, a predicted model, not a curated record
CGUCACUGGAAGGGGCGGCGAGAUCAGGGAAGAGAGGACGCGGAUGUAAAAUCAGUCUGCUGGUGAUUAAAAACAAAAAAAGACUGCCAACGACUCCCUGCUUUUGUGUUCCGACUGUGUCUUCUUUGUGGCCGCGAGUGUGCUUCCCACUUUCUCACACUUCGGUGCGUGAAUGAGGAGAAAGAGGCGGAGGUCAGGUGGCAGGCAGGCAGGCAGGAGUCCUUCGGUGGUCGGAUGGAGCCGGUCUGUGUGGCCAUGGGGGAUGUGUCGGUGAAAGCAUCUUCUCGGAACGUGGCCGUGGAAAGGAAGAACCUCAUCACCGUGUGCAGGUUCUCAGUGAAAACCCUUCUGGAGAAAGACACGGCCGAGCCCAUUGAUGACUCAUCGGAGGCGUUCAUCAAUUUUGCGGCCGUUCUGGAGCACAUCCUUUGCCACCGCUUCAAAGGCUCUGGAAGCUGGUUCGAUGGCCAGAGAAGUUUCUGGGACUUCAUCCGAUUGGCUUGUGCCAAAGUGCCCCACAGCUGCAUUCACAGCAUCGAGAGCAUGGAAAACAUCAGCCCCUCACGAGCUAAAGGACGAGCCUGGAUGAGAGUGGCCCUGAUGGAGAAGAGGCUGUCGGAAUAUGUGGCGACUGCCCUGAGGGACAUUAGGACCACGAGGCGAUUCUAUGCAGAUGGUGCCAUCAUGCUAAGAGAAGAAGCCACCGUGCUAACUGGGAUGCUAAUAGGCCUCGGCGCAAUAGACUUCAGUUUUUGUCUCAAAGGGGAAGCCUUGGAUGGCAAAUCCCCUGCAGUUGUUGACUACACGCCAUAUUUGAAAUUCACACAAAGCUACGAUUACGUGAGCGACGACGACGACGACAGCAGCGCGAGUGACGACGACGCCCCCGAGCAUCCGUACGUCCCACUGGUCGGCGACGAGGAGAGCUGGAGCACCAAGUGCCGCAAGAUGGAGCAGAGGUUUAAGAUUAUCAACGCUCAGAAGGGUUACUUAGAGGAGCUGGUGCGUCUGCGCGAAUCCCAGCUGAAGAACACGGAGGUGGAAAACAAAAGGCUGAAAGCCCGCCUGGAAGAGCUCCACGGCCAGAGCCAGCAGGAGAAGAAGGAGCUGGAGGACAUCGUCCUGGAGCUUCAGGAGCAACUAACAAGUUUAAUUCCAUGCGAUGCCAACCACCUGGCCAAAAACCUAACCAUCCCAUUAGUGAACCAAUGGCCUCUGCUUGAACCUUACAGCAGUCAGGAUGACCUCAAGCUCUUCCGCAGGAGGAGUUUCCCCAGCACCGAGCUGCUGUCAGUGGAGAUCAGCCUGGAUUCAGACCCUCCAAGGACGGCGGGGAAGCCGAACGGAGGCGCCUGGUGCACAGAAAAAGCCUACACCCCCUCUCUGAUGGGACUUUGUGGCUCUUUGGGCUCCUUUCCAAGCUGCAAGUCUCUCUCAAGCCUCAAGUCCAGUGAGUGCCUGGUAAACAUCAGCACUGACAACAGUCCUGCACUCUCUCCCAGCUAGGGGGCGCCAAAGCAAACAGACAAUACAGCUUGAAACAAAUUGCUUCCAUGACUUGAUGGACGCUCUGCUUUUGUCCACUCUUUCUUUCUUCACUUUGUCUGUGAAAGAGUGUUGGGUAAAAAAAACAACAAGCUGCUGUACUGCCUCUUAUUAUCAUACGUGUGUCUUCGCUGUCCAUUGUCAAGAGGACACUACUGUUGUCUAAAUGUCUUAUCAGCUUUUCACUUUAUCUCUUUAUCCUGACAGUUGCAUAAAAGUAGCAGUGCAGGCUAGAUGAGCUGGUCACGGCGAUAAAGUAGUGCGAUGAUGUCAAACAAACAAAAAACAUACUUCCUUGACAGUUAGCAAAUAGCCUAGCAUAUUAGAGUCAGACUGAACUGCAGAGACAUAAAGUGUAAACUCAUAAAUACUAACGUGACUAUGCAGGACGAAUGUGUUCAAGUGUGUGUGUGUCCUCAUUUUUUCACCUGCUCUUUUAUUUAUUUCACGACUCAGCAUCACGUUGUCCUGUAAUUGUUGCAGUGAGCGCUAUUAUGGGAUAUGUUGUAGAAUUUUGAAUGCAAUAAACCUGCCUUUUUCUCAACAAUUACACGUUAAUACAGUGUUUACGGGGUAGUCUUUGACUUGUAUUUUUGCAGCAAAUUCCCAAAAGUAGCAUCGAGCUCCUGUCAUUUUGGAAUCUUCGCCAAAGUUUUUUUGCAGUCACAAAUUGAGGAUCUUUGACUAGCUUUAUGUUUUUGCAGUGGAGUGCUUAAUCUGUCAUGGAUUACCUCUGACUACAGUUUCUGCAGUGUGUAUUGCAUGCAUUAUUGACUUUACAGAUAGUUUUAUUAGUUGCCUUCUAUAGACCCAUCACAGUGGGCUGCAGAGGAAAUAAUAUGAACUCAUGAGCAUUAAAGUACACCCACAAUGGUGCUUGGGUUCUGCAGACCAUGGUGUUAUCUUGCAUAUGUGCACAUUUACAGUCACUUUUGAGGUGACUGGGUUGCUUUUAAGGUCAGGGAUGUGCUUAAUAAACGGGCAGGUCAUGUUAUCUUUGCCUCCUUUCACAGUCCCCACCAUUGGCACUCCCUUUCUGCACAGAGUCAGGUCAUUUAUCUCCCACAAUGCACACCACCCCAAACCAGUCCACCCAGA